This is a messenger RNA of Naegleria fowleri, 2226 nucleotides long. RefSeq lists its product as uncharacterized. The transcript has a single exon. NCBI's taxonomy places the organism in Eukaryota, Heterolobosea, Eutetramitea, Acrasida, Naegleriidae. The record is from RefSeq and is a predicted model, not a curated record. The coding region runs from base 1 to 2226 and encodes 741 amino acids. Gene Ontology annotation, molecular function: protein binding.
AUGCUCUUCUUUCAACUGAUUCAAUUGAAGGAAGAUGGAGUAGAUCCCAUGAUGAUGAAUUACAUGCAUUCAAAUAAUCAAAAUGCCCCUUUUACCAAUCCUCCGAAUCCAAAUACUUCAUCCCAUGCAACAACAACAACAUCUACUACGCAACAUCAAGCCUUGUCAUCUGCGCAGGCAUCAUCUUCUCUCGUAGGAAACGCUGGAAAAUCAGGAGUGAAUAUUAUUCGUAAAACUCCUUCAAAGAGUGGGCGAGCCAACGCUUCAUCAUCAUUAUCUUCAAAUGGUGGCAAUGCUCAACCGACAACAUUCUUACCACCCAACGUGGGAUCCUCGAGUAGCAGUAACACAAAUUUUGGAGGAGUCUUGUCUUCCUCUCUGGCACCAGUUGCUACUACGAUGCAAUCCACGGAAUCAUCCAUUCCGCUUGUGCAAUUACUUGCUACCUUACCCGAUGCAGAAGACAUUUAUCAGAGAAUUUUAGUCUUUCUUCCAUACACCUCUGCUUUGAGAUUUAGUUAUGUUUCCAAGUAUUUCAAUCAAUUAGCAAAAAAGCAUUCUCCUUAUUUAUUUAGCAUGAGUCAAUUUGUGCAAUGGAAUAAUCAAGUUUGUGCUCUCAUGAUGAACAGUACUGAGAAUACAGAUUCGAAUUUGUCGAGUGACCUGGUCAAGAUGAGACAGACUAAUUUCCUGAGAGCAGUACACGUCAUUGCACGAAGUUGUAGAAUUCAAUUAUUGCUCAACGAAUUAUUUCACAAAGAGACGAUUAAUAUUCAAAGUGAAGAUACUGUCACUACUCUUGACAUGCCUUCAGUUGGAGUGUACAUGUGCAUACCAUUGUCAUCAAGAGUGGAAUUCGCAAAAAAACACAAAAUGGUUCGACAACUUAUCGACAACAUUUCGCUCCAAAAUAUUUAUUAUCAAGAGAUGUGUACAUUUCUUCUUGGAAAGCUUCAAAUUAUUGAAUUUGAGCAAAUCAAAGGAGAAGAAAAUUAUGGAUUUUCAUCAGUUAUUCAACUCAUACCUGAUCUUCAACAGUUAGAUCAGAAGGUUUAUAUUCAUCAAAAUUUGAUGACAACCACUCUUCAAAACCAAAAACAAAAGAAACGGGUCAUCCUCUAUCAAAUGUCGAUUGGAACUAAUUCUUCAAAAUAUGCUCAAUUUCUUGGACUGUCUGGUGACAUGACUCCCAAUGAUCGCCAAACACUUGUAAUUAUGGCAGGAAGCAAAUACGAAUUUAAUGAUAUCAUUCUGUACAAGCUGUGUCAACUAAGUGGAGUAAUCACCAACACAACAUCAAUGUCCGUCACAGAAAUGUUUCAAUUUCUAGCCAUGUGUGGAACAUUAGACACCUGUCAGGCUGUCAUAGAACAAUAUUAUACCUACAAGAGAAAUAAUUUACAAACAUUCAGCUCGACGCCACAGAAAUUUGAAGUGUAUCCACGAGAAUCAGACACUGAGCUUAAAAGUUUUGAUUUUGUCGCGUCACUGUUUUUGAAGCAGUACAUUUUCGACUUGACGAACAUCAAAUCAACUAAGAUUUACCUGCUAGACCUUUUAAUUAACAUGUCAAAUCAACUUCUUUGCGAUAUUCAACUCUCAUAUUUACCUAGAAGAUUACUUAAUUAUCAAAAGAACACAUUAGAAUAUGAAAAGGCGAUACGGUCAAUCUCAAAUGUUUUUGGCAGAGAGGUGAGGUUUCGAUUAUUGGGAUCUAAUGCCGAGUGCACAAGCUACAGCGUAUUGAGACUGGCAAUUAUUCCAACCUUGGCAAACAAGCUACUCAGCCCAACGAACAAAUCUCUAUGUGAACUUGUUUUUAAUUUUGUUGGAUUUACCUCAUUUAAAUAUGUUGGAGCCGAACAAGAACGAAAUUUAAGAUUAACUGUACGAACCAGCAACAAGAAGUUGGCAUUCUUACUUGGAAUUAAGGAAGAACGGGAUGUCGUGGUGUUGAACAAUCAAACAGUCAACACGAGAAUCUUGAAAAAUUUGACUGAAAUACUUCAAUUGAGCUGGCCUGAAUCUGAAUUGCUCUUCUUCUUAUUGGCAGCAUGUUCCUGUAUUGCAACAACACACUUUACUGAGUCUGCAAAAACUGCCUUUGUUGAGACCGAGUGGAACACAGCCCAGAAAGAAACAUUCCAUCCAUCGAUAUAUUAUAUUUCUGAGCAACUCAGUAAGAUAUUGCAAUGUCCUAGUGUGAUCAAUACUGAAGACAUUUAA